Knipowitschia caucasica is the source of this 294-nucleotide messenger RNA. NCBI's taxonomy places the organism in Eukaryota, Metazoa, Chordata, Actinopteri, Gobiiformes, Gobiidae. The record is from the annotation of a GenBank genome assembly.
AUGGUCGCCUCGGAGCUCAUCGCCGUCUUCACCUGCACUAUUUCGCUCAUCACUCACGAUAACGACAUGAAUAUGGUACUGUCCAGUUUCUCAUACUACGGCGAAACUAUAUUCCCAGUUUACACCAGUAUAGAGCAGUACAUGGCUGUCAUCUACCCUGUGACGUACUUGAGUCUAAAACAAGGGAAAGGACUUUGGAUACCCCUGGGAGUUGACUGGCUCCCAGGCAUGAUCCUCUCGUCCUCACUGUGCUGGCCCAUGUGCCCCCCUGCGAGUCGGUCAAAUGCCCUGUAA